UCUUCUCUCAUCGUUCUCAGUAUCACAUCCUUUCCUUGUCUAAGCUAAGCUAACCUUUCAUUCAUGGCGGAAAAUCCCAUCCGAUUCGGCAUCUUAGGAUGUGCUGAUAUAGCUCGCAAGCUAUCUAGGGCCAUAAACAUCGCUCCAGGCGCAGUAAUCCACGCCGUCGGAAGCCGAUCGCAGGAGAAGGCAACCUUAUUCGCCUCCGACAACAGUUUCCCCGCCGGCGCCAAGGCUUACGGAACUUACGAAGCCGUCCUAGACGACCCAGAUGUCGACGUCGCCUACAUUCCUCUUCCGACAAGUCUGCAUGUACGCUGGGCAGUCCUCGCCGCACAGAAGAAGAAGCACAUCCUCCUCGAGAAGCCAGUCGCUCUUAAUGUUAAGGAACUCGACCUCAUUCUGCAAGCCUGCCAAGAAAACGGCGUUCAGUUCAUGGAUGCUACCAUGUGGAUGCAUAAUCCUCGCACUGCUAAGAUGAGAGAAUUCCUCGACGAUCCCCGGCGCUUUGGUCAGCUUAAUACGGUACACAGCGUCUUCACACUGGCGGCUAAAUCGGAUUUCCUGAAUAACAACAUCAGAGUGAAGCCAGAUCUGGAUGCUCUCGGUGCACUUGGAGACGUCGGGUGGUACUGUACAAGGGCCGUUCUAUGGACGGCUAACUACGAGCUUCCUAAAACAGUCAUAGCUUCGAAGAAACCUGUUAUCAAUGAAGCAGGCGUGAUUUUAGGUUGCGGAGCUUCGUUGUAUUGGGAAGACGGGAAAGUGGGUAGCUUCCAUUGUUCAUUCCUGUCCAAUUUGACAUCGGACAUAACUGCACUCGGAACGAAAGGUAAUUUGCAUGUGAACGACUUUGUGAUUCCUUUUGAAGAGGAGAAGGGUUCGUUUACAGUUGCGUCGGGAAGUGGAUUUAAGGAGUUAAUGACGGGAUGUGAGCCGGCUCCUAGCGAGCAUAUUGUGACGACGGAGUUUCCGCAGGAAGUGAGUAUGGUGAUGGAGAUCUCUCGGUUGGUUGCGGCUGUGAAAAGUGGUUCGAAGCCUGAGAAGAAAUGGCCGAUUUACAGUAGGAAGACUCAGCUGGUUCUUGAUGCUAUUAAAGCUUCCAUUGAUAAUGGCUUUGAAGAGGUUGAAGUUGGUAAUUGAUCGAAUCCCAGUUUGAAGUUUGAACUGAUGGGUACUUAAUAAUUAUGUUAAAAUAAAGUGUUGGGUUCUCUUGCUUUUGCUUAUGUUUCAAUUAAAAAAAGUGUUCUUCUUCUUCUGCAAUUCGCCGCUGAUCAUAUGACUGGCCAUGAAUAAUAAAUUAAACUUCCAUCUUUUGCUGUUGUGCGUUCAUUCUGACGUGGGUUUGAUUGGAGUUUCUGGUUUUCGAUUCUAUUUAAUGUAUUACAAUAUUAUGCUCCAUUGAGUAA
This is a messenger RNA of Impatiens glandulifera, 1409 nucleotides long. RefSeq lists its product as uncharacterized. NCBI's taxonomy places the organism in Eukaryota, Viridiplantae, Streptophyta, Magnoliopsida, Ericales, Balsaminaceae. Gene Ontology annotation, molecular function: nucleotide binding. The transcript is spliced from 2 exons. The record is from RefSeq and is a predicted model, not a curated record. The coding region runs from base 64 to 1143 and encodes 359 amino acids.